GUAUAUGUUGUUAUCGAAAACUAGACUAGGUGUAGCGAGUAGAUCUACUUUACUGAAAUAGUUCAAAUAAGACGUUUUGAUUAAAAGAAAUUAUUCUAGGCUCUAGAUCUUCCAUUUAAUGUAGACUCUUACUCUAUUUUAUAUUCAUUGGACAAUCAAAAUAGCUGUGUUACCACCCAUCGGCCAAAGUCAAGAUUUUAUUGUAAAAUAUAUGAGAAACGAGUCCUUGUAAUCACAACAAAUUUCCUUUAAAGAAGUAUCAAAUCAGAAAUGGCUCCCAGCAAUGCUUUAACAACUUGGGGCAAUGAUAAGACCAUGAAUCUCAACACACUCAUACUUACAAAUAUCCAGUCUUCGCCCUAUUUCAAAGUCCAACUCUUUGAACUGAAAACAUUUCAUGAGGUAGUGGAUGAGAUUUACUACAGAGUAGAGCAUUUAGAACCUUGGGAAAAGGGGAGUCGAAAGACUGCAGGUCAGACGGGCAUGUGUGGAGGGGUGAGAGGGGUGGGUGCUGGUGGCAUCGUCUCUAGUGCCUAUUGCUUGCUGUUCAAGCUGUUCACUCUUAAGCUGACCAAGAAGCAAGUCAACAACUUGAUAACACACGGAGACUCCCCUUACAUCAGGGGAUUAGGAUUUAUGUAUAUCAGAUACACACAGAAUCCUGGAGACUUAUGGGAUUGGUAUGAACCUUAUUUGGACGAUGAAGAGGAAUUAGAUGUGAAGGCCGGUGGUGGUCACAUGAUGACAAUUGGUGAGAUGUUGCGACAGUGGCUGGUGAAAUUGGAAUGGUACUCCACUCUGUUUCCCAGGAUUCCUGUGCCUAUUCAAAAAGAAAUUGACCAAAAGCUAAGAACCAGACCAGUCACGGCAGGAGGCUUUCAGGGCUAUGGAGACCAGGUUCAAGAAGAGCCACAGCAUAUACCAGAUGAUCAAGUUUCCUUUGGGGAAGCUGAAAGAGCAGCUCUGUCUCAAAGAGGUCGGGGUGGUGGUUUUGGUGGCAGCAACAGAGAAGAUUUCAGAAACGGUGCCUCAUAUCGAGGCUCUCCAAGAAGAUAUUCCCCUGUUAGAAGGAGAUCUCCAAGGCGGUCACCUCCUCGAAGGCAUAUAUCACCAAGACAUAGUCCAGUUUCUAGAUCCAAAGAUGAUUUUACACGAGAAUUAGAAAGAGAGAGAGAAAGGCAGCGUAGAGAGAGAAAAGAACACAAGAGAAGUAAGCAUAGCAAACACAGGUCGAGGUCAAGGUCCAGGGAGAAAAAGCAUUCCCACAGUAAAGAGAAAGAUUAUCCAUCAUCUCAUUACAGAGAAAGAAAUUCAUCAUCACGGAAAGAGAGGGAGGAUUCACCGCCACACAGAAGUAAAGACUCGCGUCACCCCAAAGAAAAAGAUCUGUCUCCGUACCGCAGAGAAAGAGUCUCUCCAGCGCUCCGCCAUGACAGGGAUAUGUCACCUGAUCGGCAUGCCUCGCCUUACCAAAAAGAAACAGAAAGAUCACCCUCCAUUAACAGAGACAGACACAUCAGCCCUGAUGACAGUUUUGAGAGAGACACCUCACCAGGCAGGUCAAAGGACAGAGAGUCUUCCCCAUACCAGAGCAGAGACAAGCACCGCAGCAAGCAUCAUAAGAAGGAAGAGAAAAAACACAAGCACAAAGAUAAGGAAAGAAAACGAUCUCAUUAAAUGUUUUUGUUUGUUUUAGUUUUAUAAACGUAAACUAAGUGAGUAGUAUUUUAACACUUUGUUAUAUUAAAACAGUUGUACAUUCUGUCAUUUUCUUUGAAAUACAAGUGUUAAAAGUGAGACAUGAAUAAUAAUUGUUGCAUUCCCUUUUGUUAAGGGAACUGAUGUUUUAAUGUUAAAAUAACUGCUAACAGAUGUUCAUUAAUGUGGCAAAUUAAUUAGCCAUUUUAUUUGAUAUUUAAACAAAUGUUUUGCACAUACAUGUGUCCAUUCAAUAGUUCAUAUACUUGUUAUGUGAUAAGAUGUUAGAAAAACAAAUAUUCAUUUUUACUUGUCUGCCCACAUUUUAAACAAAUAAACAUUUUUGUCCAUGAUACAUAA
Messenger RNA from Biomphalaria glabrata, 2058 nucleotides. RefSeq names its product pre-mRNA-splicing factor 38B-like. The transcript has 10 exons. NCBI's taxonomy places the organism in Eukaryota, Metazoa, Mollusca, Gastropoda, Planorbidae. Gene Ontology annotation, cellular component: precatalytic spliceosome. Bases 271 to 1677 code for a protein of 468 amino acids. The record is from RefSeq and is a predicted model, not a curated record.